AUGAGUUUCUAUCAACCAUCAUUAUCUCUAUUUGACGUCCUUAAUGCUCUAUCUGACCGUGCCCCUCCAAGAAAUCCACCAGUUAGACCAAAUAAUGGAGACCCAUAUGAAAGAAGGCACGCUUAUGGUCCUCAAAAUUUAAGACAUCCUGGUAUGGGUCCAUUCCAUGGCCCUUAUCCAAUGGGAAGAAAUGGGUUUUUUAAUCCUGCUGCUGCUGGAGGUCCUUUAAAUGUGAACCGUGACGAUGACGGAUUUCCUGGUGGCGCUUUUUUAUAUGGACACCCAUUUGCUCCUCAUGGUGGUAACUACCCUGAUUAUUAUUACUACAUUCCUCAAUUCAGUGAAGAUGACGAAGACGAAGAUGAAGAAGAAGAAGAAGAACUACAUGACAAUAAUGAAGAUGGUGAAAAGAUGGAUGAAGAUAACAACGAUGUGUCAAAGGGGACUGAAUAUCCAUCUUAUUACCAUACUAGAGAUGGUAACAAUCGUUUCAGAAUGAUGAACCCACCAAAUGUAUAUCUAAGAGGACCUGAAUCAAGGGAUUAUUUAAAUGAUUUAUUUGAUACGUUUUUUGGUGUUCCAAGAGGUAAAGCCGAACAGAGGCCAGAACAACAGGAAGAAAAGGAGUCCAAGACCUUAUCUGGUAAAGAAACUAUGAAAGACAAAACUUCAGAAGAAGUAAAUCCAAACGCUACUCCAGAUGAAAACAACAUUAAACAGGACAAAACUGAAAAUGUUAGUGAUUCAGCUACAAGCAAACCACCUUUGAAAAAAAACAAUUCCAAUGCUUUUAUUCCUGGCCCUUUUGCUAUUCCUUCUACUACUACUACUACAGGCUCAGACCCAUUAAAGGUCUCUAAACCUGAAAUAAGAAUGGAUUUACCAUUUACACCAGAAGUCAAUGUGUAUGAUUUGAAGACAGAAUAUAUUGUUGUCUUGGCCUUACCUGGUUCUAAUUCAAAGGCUUUCAAGGUCGAUUAUCACCCAACAACACAUGAACUAACCGUUAGAGGUAAUCUUACGGAUAAAUUGGGUGUUGAUGAGAAAUAUUUGAAAUUAAGCGAAAUUAAAUAUGGUGCCUUUGAGAGAACAGUCAAAUUCCCAAUUCUACCAAGGAUCAAGGAUGAGGAGAUCAAAGCUAAAUAUUCCAAUGGUUUAUUACAAAUUAAUGUCCCUAAGAUGGAUGGACCUCAAGAUAAACCUGUCCCAAAAAAGAGAAUCACCAUUGAGGAAAUACCUGAUGCUGAAUUAGAAUUUGAAAAGAAUCCCAAUCCUGUUGAAAAGAAUUAA
This is a messenger RNA of Arxiozyma heterogenica, 1290 nucleotides long. It is a transcript of the gene HSP42, whose product is annotated as heat shock protein HSP42. The record is from RefSeq and is a predicted model, not a curated record. The coding region runs from base 1 to 1290 and encodes 429 amino acids. Lineage: Eukaryota; Fungi; Ascomycota; Saccharomycetes; Saccharomycetales; Saccharomycetaceae. The transcript has a single exon.